Lymnaea stagnalis (great pond snail) is the source of this 630-nucleotide messenger RNA. Lineage: Eukaryota; Metazoa; Mollusca; Gastropoda; Lymnaeidae. The record is from the annotation of a GenBank genome assembly.
AUUAAUGAUAAUGGCGAUACAUCUUUAACACGUGCAAUCGAAGAAAAUGAUUCAGACACAGCUGAACGACUUAUUAACAAUUGUGCAGAUGUAAACAAAACUAAAGAUGGAAAUAACGCAUUAAUUUUGGCUUGUGAGAAAGGUAAUGCUCGUAUUGUUGACUUAUUGAUAGAAAAAGGAGCAUAUCUAAACGAGCGGGGCACAUCUGGCUGGACGGCUUUAAUGAUUGCAUGCAAGAAUGGAUCCUUUGACAUAGCUGAAAAGCUUCUUGAUAAAAGAGUUUUAAUUGAUAUACAAAACGAUGCUUGUGAAACUGCCUUAAUGAUUGCAUGCAGGAAUGGAUAUAAUGACAUAGUUGAAAAACUUCUUGAAAAUGGUGCUUCAAUUGAUAAACAAAAUGGUUUAGGUGAAACAGCUUUAAUGAUUGCAUGUCAAAAUGAAUUUAUUAUUGUCGUUGAAAAGCUUCUUAACCGCGGAGUUUCAAUUGAUAAACAAAAGAAUUCUGGCGAUACAGCUUUAAUGAUUGCUUGUGCAAGAGGAAAUGGCAAACUUAUUGAAAUUCUUCUACUGAAAGGCGCUGCUGUUAAUAUGACAAAUGCACUUGGGUCGACGCCAUUAUUUAUUGCAUGC